GAGGAAGAGCCUGGAAGUUAAAGCAACCAAAGACAGGCAGGAGGAGGGCAGGUGUCAACAGACAUGAAGAGGAUUGCCAGACUGAUUUUCCCACUCAUUUUUGUGCUGAUCUGUGAGGUGAAUGGAGCGAGGCGCACCAAACCUCCAAAGAAGCGCCCAACUCCUUCACUCCCUGAGCCAGUUGAGCCGACUGAGUUCCCUCCACCUCUGCCCCCAGGACCCCCCUCAGUUUUUCCAGAUUGUCCCCGAGAAUGCUUCUGCCCCCCAGAUUUUCCUUCAGCCAUUUACUGUGAUAGUCGCAACCUGAGAAAAGUCCCACUUAUCCCACCCAGGGCCCAACAUGUGUACCUACAAAACAAUUUCAUUGACAAGCUCUCUGAAGAAUCUUUCAAGAAUGCGACAGGGCUGCGGUGGAUCAGUUUGGACAACAACCGCAUUGAUUCAGUGGGAUCCCAAGUACUGCAGAAGUUGGAUAACCUUAUCUUUCUAUACAUGGAAAAAAAUUUCCUUAAGGAAGUGCCCAACAACUUGCCUCCCAAUCUUGAGCAACUUAGGCUGAGCAGAAACCGUAUCUCCAAAAUCCCUGAAAAUGUAUUCAGCAAAUUAGAUCACCUCCUCCUUUUAGAUCUUCAUCAUAAUCAAUUGGAUAAUGGAGACUUCAAAAAGAAUACGUUCAAGGGGCUCAAGAACCUCAUGCAACUCAACCUGGCUCAUAACCGGCUAAGUAAGAUGCCUCCUGGGGUCCCCAAAGCCAUUCACCAGCUCUUUCUUGAUAAGAAUCAAAUUGAUAAUAUCCCCAACAAUUACUUCAAAGAUUUCUCCAAUUUGGCUUUCAUCAGGCUUAACUAUAAUAAACUGUCUGACAAAGGAUUGCCUUUGGACACUUUCAACAUCACCAAUUUGCUGGUUUUGCAUUUGGCAUACAACAACCUCACCAGCAUCCCCUACAUCAGCCCCAGGUUGGAGCACCUCUACUUGAAUGACAAUUCAAUUCAAAAAAUCAAUGGGACUCAGAUAUGCCCCACUGGUCUGGUCUCCCUUCAUGCAGCAUCUUCAGAUCUUGAAAAUGCGCCACGUCUUCGCUACCUGCGCCUCGAUGGCAACCUGCUGAAGCCACCCAUCCCUUUGGACCUGAUGCUGUGUUUCCGACUCUUGCAAUCGGUUAUAUUUUAAGCCUUGCAGCAAUUGCCACUCCUUGGGACUUUGGCUUUGUGCAGUGACUUGAUUCCAGUCUAUGUUAGACAAGGGGAAUAUACCUAAGCAUCUCUACCCAGGCCCUUGCCUAUCCUGCUCCACUCUGCUUCAUUCUUCUUUGGCUACAGGAACCUCUGUGCUUUGUGCAGCUCUCCUUUUACACAGCCUUUUAUGGAUGCUUUGUGCCCAUAAAAUGUUGCAUAGAGUCUUCUGAGAUAUGUGCAGCCUUCACAGAAGAUAAUGGCAAUACUGCAAUAUUGAUUUCUGCUACAUUGCCCUUUAUCUAUAUAUCAAAGAGAGAGAGAAGGAAGCAUGCCUAAAUGCAUCUAGCAUGCAGCAUUUCUUUUACUGCCUUGCGGUCUAGAGCUUCCCAGAGCGUUACUGAUUUUCCAACAUCACCAGGCGUACAAAAUAAGUUAGAUUUGUUAUUACUGUCAGAGAGACAGUCAAUAUAAUUUCAUUUAAAUGGGUACAAUGUUAACGUGCCAUUGUCUAAUGAUGCUGAAUUAACAGGUAAGGGAUAGUCAGACUAACAGGUAGCAAUAAGUAGCUUUAGCAAGUGUGACCAAAUGCAUAAUGUACUGUACAUAGCAGGUUGCAUAUUGUGCAGGCAAGGCAGUAUGUAGGAAAUGAAAUGAAGAACUGAUAGAGAAUUUCUUUCUGUUUGGACUCUUCGGGAAUUAAACAGCUGGUGCAGUUUUACACUGUGGGAUGUAAUGAGCAACUAAAUACAGCAUGACCUUCAGGACUGGUGAUGACAUGCUUAGCAGCAAUAAGUUAAAUGACCUCCUCCUCUUCAUAAUUUAACUCCACAAAAUUGGUUAAAACUCAAAUGCAGUGCUAAAGAGGAAUAAAGCAAAUCCAGUACUAGACAGAAAUUGCCACCGAAUAGGGUGACAUACUUGAACAGGACAGAUGCAUCAUUAUCAUGAUGAUUUCAAGGGUAUCUUUACAUCUGAUUUUUUCCCCCAAAUUGCACCUAGGAUUAUGUCAUUAAUCAAUGGAGCAAUCUGUACCUCUUGAGGACCCGGGGCUUUGCUAGCUUUCUAUGCAUGGUAAUCAGCAGCCUUAGCAACAGUUAUCCAGGCAUAAUGAAGGAAAUUAUCCUCCCCCUCUGUUACUUCCUUCCCAGAAAAGCCAUACAAGUGGAGGUUCAGUAAAUAAAUGUUAAAUUGUACUUGAAAAAUACUUUAGCAGUGGCUGGAACCACAGUACCUAUGAUUGAUAUGGUGUCCACAAUAGCAAAACAUGGCAUACAUGUUUAAAACUAAUCAAUAUUUCUAACGCAGAAUCUUGCAAGAUCACAGCAUUUAUGCCUUUAGUCAUUUUUAUUUUUAUUUUUUUAAAAUUGGGGGUAUUGUGCAAAAUCAUAUGAUGGUACUCGAAAAAUUUGUUGAUCUGUGAGCCCUAACAGUGUGCAAAUGUAAGUAAAUAUAAGUAAUCAAGCAUUAGCAGAUUUACCCUAUGGUGUACAGGGAUAAAAAUCUCUGUUGUAGCAAAGCCAGAAGGAACUAUUCAACACAGUCUUCCCAUUUCUUGUGCUGUUCUUUGUUUGUGUUAUAUUUUGAAUAUACAAAGAAUAAAGCUGUUCAGUAACAGGCAAUGAA
Protobothrops mucrosquamatus (brown spotted pit viper) is the source of this 2801-nucleotide messenger RNA. RefSeq names its product proline and arginine rich end leucine rich repeat protein (gene PRELP). The record is from RefSeq and is a predicted model, not a curated record. Gene Ontology annotation, molecular function: heparin binding; protein binding. Bases 64 to 1173 code for a protein of 369 amino acids. The transcript is spliced from 3 exons. NCBI's taxonomy places the organism in Eukaryota, Metazoa, Chordata, Lepidosauria, Squamata, Viperidae. Gene Ontology annotation, cellular component: extracellular exosome.